AUGCCGACAGUAUCUUCGGGCAGAGUCCUCGUUACCGGCGCGAAUGGCUAUAUUGCCAUAUGGGUUGUCCGUAGGCUCCUCGAGCAGGGCUACACUGUUCGAGGGACUGUGCGGUCUGAGAGCAAGGCGGAGUAUCUUCACCAGUCCUUCGCUGCGUAUGGAAACAAGUUCGAGACCGUAGUCGUCGAGGAUAUCACGAAGCUGGGCGCUUUUGACGAGGCAGUCAAGGGGAUGGAUGCCAUUGAACAUGUCGCGUCGCCAAUGCAUUUUAAUGCGGACGAUCCUGACGAGCUCAUCGUGCCCGCAGUCAAUGGCACGACGAGCCUGCUCGAGUCCGCACGCGUGUAUGGUGCCUCAGUCAAGCGCAUCGUCUUUACCUCGUCUUGCGCUGCACUCAUGAAUGUACAAGACACGCCGCGGGUCUUCACCGAGGCAGACUGGAACGAGCAGGCUAUCGCCGAGGUGAGGGAGAAAGGACGCGCGGCGGCGCAGCAGACGAAGUAUCGCGCGAGCAAGACGCUGGCAGAACGAGCGGCGUGGAACUUCAUGGAGAAGAAUAAGGAUGCGCUCAUGUGGGAUCUUGUCGUAAUAAACCCCCCUCAGGUGUAUGGGCCCAUGCUACAUGAGGUACCAACCCCCGGAGCCCUGAACGCAAGCAUGCAUAUGUGGUAUUCUAACGUGAUCGAAGGAUCGCUCAAUGCGUACCAGCUAGCAACAAUGGGGUCUGUUUGGGUUGAGGUUCGCGAUUUGGCGGAUGCGCAUGUACUUGCAAUCCAAAAACCGGAAGCCGGCGGGGAGCGUAUCAUCGUUUCAGCACCUCCAUUUAAGUGGCAAGAUUGGUUAAAUGCAGCCCGUGCAUGCAACCUCGAUACACCCCCCGGAAACGAAUUGUACGAUCCUGCGAAGGCAACUCAUCACGUCUCGGUUGAUACAUCCAAGGCGGCAAAGCUACUCGGAAUGACAUACCGGUCUCCUAUGGAGAGCGCCAGGGAUAUCGCUGCAGACCUCAAAACCAGAGGCUUCAUCUGA
Molecule: messenger RNA, 1029 nt
Organism: Fibroporia radiculosa
Lineage: Eukaryota; Fungi; Basidiomycota; Agaricomycetes; Polyporales; Fibroporiaceae
Exons: 4
Coding region: 1-1029 (342 amino acids)
Molecular function (GO): oxidoreductase activity, acting on the CH-OH group of donors, NAD or NADP as acceptor
Source: RefSeq, a predicted model, not a curated record